CCUAAUUUAUAGCAAUUCGUGUAUACUUUACGUAUAAUUCUCGUGAUAUUUAUUUAUUAAAUACUCUAUCUGAAUUUUUAGCGUAAAUGUUUCGUUUUUUCCCCCUCCUGACAUUGAGGAAACUUAAAUUGACAGGUAUAAGUUUACCUAGGUAGUCCCAAUGAUGGCACUUCCGGAAUCUCGACAACAGACAUGAAUUAAAAUCAAAUCUAGGUAGCGCUGAUCAUACUAAUAUAUUGAUAUAAACGUGAUUAAAUGCUAUGUGGGUAAUUGGUUGUUAUAUAUUACAAUAGUUUUAAAUAAAUUCGAAAAUUUGUCUUUUUUGAAGAAUUUUAGAUUUUAUCUAAUAUUAUAUUUGUUAUUUUUUCCUAUAACAAUAUAAUAUCGGAGGUUGUAAAUGUUUCUGAAGCAUUUUGGAAAAGUGCACUUCAAGAGACUUUUUUCAUAUGUUGGAAAAUGACUUUUCAGAAUUAGACGUUGACAAGAGUAUAUCUUCAGAUAUUAAGUUUGCUAUUCACCUCAGUUUGCAACCCGUAGAUGGCAUUUGUAGUAAUUGCUCAUUUUGCUGCAAAUUAAUUUAUAGAAAAGUUCGUAAUUCUUUAUCAUUUAGAUGUUACCGAUGUAAAAUGAAUAGUUUGCCUUGUGAUGGCACAUUCAAAGGAAAAUUUGGAAAAAUUUUGUGGGGGUAUAUUUUUUCUUUUAUAUGGCAUUUGUUAUCUAUUAAGUAUUCGUUGAGUACUACUAGUUUGGUCGUGGGCAUUAGUAAAUACACUGUCGUAGAUUGGGCUAAAUAUAUGUGCCUUGUUAUGGUGAUUUCUGUAAGUAAUUCGUCAGAAUUGAAAAUUGGGAGCCCGGAGAAAAUAAUUGAAAUAGACGAAACUAUGAUAAGCAAAAGAAAAAGGAAGUAUUUUAAAGGGAAUGUGGGUUGUUGGCGGUAUUUGUCAUCAAGAUAACAUGUGUUUUGUAUGCAAAGUGAAUGAUAGAUCUGAACAAAGUCUUAACUGGGUAAUUUUAAAAUAUGUAAAUUCAGGAAGUACCAUAUACACUGACAAGUGGAAAGGGUACAAUCGUAUUGGUGACUUAGAAGGCAUUGACAUUACACAAAUCCGUGAAAUGUGCUGAAAAUUUCAUUGACCGUGUAACUGGUUAACCCAUAUGCAGAAAAUAGUAUGUUUGUUGAAGAUCUAUCAGAUUCUUACUUAUUUUAUGUAUAAGAUAAUGUUUAGAUGGAAACGUUUAAAAUCUGAAGAACAUUUUGAAUUAUUUGCUAAGCAUUUGAGUAGGAUAUAUCCUGGUGCUGGACAACCAAUUUAGAAAGAGCCAGAAAGUUUGCUUUCUGCCCCCGAAAUAAAUACAAAGAAGAAAGAAAAACUUAAAAAUAAGAAACUGGAAAUGUAUGUUAGAAAUAUUGUUAAAUUGUCAUUUAAGAGAAAGGAUGAAGUUUCUAAACAAAUAGAUGAAUCGUGUUCUGUGCCCAAAAAAAAGAAGGGAAAUAAAAGUAUGGUAAAUUGAAUAAUGGAUAAAAUAAGCCCAGGUGAAGUCUUAAGUAAAAACGAAUGUAAAGAAUUGGGAACAGAAACUGAAGCUGAGAAGCAGUUAAAAAGUUUGCUGCAGAAACAAUUAAAUACAAAUGUCACACUUAAACAGCAAUUCCAACAACAUAGAAACUUUUCACCAUCUGGAAACUAUGUUCCUAUAAAUGAAACUGUUAGUGGUGUUCUUAGUAUACAUGACUUUCAAAGCCUUGAACAAAAAGAUUAUAGAGUUCAAGAAUUACAGAAAUGUGGCCUUACCAAAGAGGAAAUAAAUCUUUAUUUGAAUUGUACUGGUAAACAGCGUUUAAAGAAGAGCUGUAAUUUGAAUCCCGAUAUUCAGAAUGAAAGGCUUGAUGAGAUUAUGAAAAAAAUUCAAGAACGUCAUGAAAUGUUGAAUAAACCUACUACAUUUACUGGUGUAAAGCAAUUAAAUCGUCAUGAGAUGGAUAUUGAAAAGACACUCUAUGUUGGUUGUCAGAACAAAGAGCAAUUAAGAAGUCUUAUAAAUAGUAAUGAAUCACAUUCAUUAGAAGGACCAUACAAGUAUAUUUUAGAAUUAUCAAAGAAGAUUGAAAAAUAUGUCAAGUGUAAAAAACGGAAAAGAAAUCACGAGAAUUCUACAAAUGAAUUUGAGACAAUUUCACAAGAAGACCAGAAGAAUGUAACUGUUUAUGAAAAGCCUGAUCCUUCCAUAUUACAUGCUGCUGCAUUGUUAGAUAUUAAUACAAUUUUAGAAAAUAGAUUAACUAUAGAUGAGAUAAAACAACUUCCUAAAUUUUCAAAAUAUGAUGCAGGAAAAAUUAACAAGGUUCUGUAUGUUAAAAAUUUGCAUCCCAAAACGGAUAUACGAGAAUUAGUUUCACUUUUUGACAGAUUUACUAGCAAUAAGGGGGAGCCUCCGUCCUAUCGCCUCUUGACUGGAAGAAUGAAAGGUCAAGCAUUUGUUACUUUUGCAGAUCCUCCCCUAGCACAAAGUGCAUUAGAAUUGAUUAAUGGUUACAAAUUACGUGGGCAGCCUAUUAUAAUUGAGUAUGGCAAAAAAACUGAAGUUUAAAUUAUUUAUUAUUUAGAAUUAAAUAAAUAUUUUUAUUACUUAA
Centruroides sculpturatus (bark scorpion) is the source of this 2632-nucleotide messenger RNA. RefSeq names its product RNA-binding protein 41-like. Bases 1516 to 2589 code for a protein of 357 amino acids. Gene Ontology annotation, biological process: mRNA splicing, via spliceosome. The transcript is spliced from 6 exons. Gene Ontology annotation, molecular function: U12 snRNA binding; pre-mRNA intronic binding. NCBI's taxonomy places the organism in Eukaryota, Metazoa, Arthropoda, Arachnida, Scorpiones, Buthidae. Gene Ontology annotation, cellular component: U12-type spliceosomal complex. The record is from RefSeq and is a predicted model, not a curated record.